This is a messenger RNA of Indicator indicator, 2943 nucleotides long. RefSeq names its product RNA binding motif protein 15B (gene RBM15B). Gene Ontology annotation, cellular component: nucleus. Gene Ontology annotation, molecular function: mRNA binding. NCBI's taxonomy places the organism in Eukaryota, Metazoa, Chordata, Aves, Piciformes, Indicatoridae. The transcript has a single exon. The record is from RefSeq and is a predicted model, not a curated record. The coding region runs from base 1 to 2769 and encodes 922 amino acids. Gene Ontology annotation, biological process: regulation of alternative mRNA splicing, via spliceosome.
AUGAAGCGGGGCGGCGAACGGGACUCCAGCCCACCUGGGGCUGGGGGAGGUCGCGCCGCCGCCGUCAAGAGGCCACGCGAACGCGAACGUGAGAGCAGCAGCCGACGCGGCCCGCACCGGAGCUCGGGCGCCUCCCGCAGCAGCCGGGACAAGUCCACGCCCGGCGGCGGCGGCGGCAGCGGAGGAGGUGGCGGCACCACCAGCAGCGGCAGCAGCAGCGGUGGAGGUGGCUCCAGUUCCCGCAGCCAUCGAGGCGAUGAGCGCGCCGGAGGCGGCGGCGGUGGCGGCGAUUCCAACCACCGCCCGGCGGGGAGCGGCUCGGCCUCGGGCGUCCGCGGCGGCAGCCAGGCCGCCCCCUCGUCUUCCUCUUCCUCCUCGUCGUCCUCCCGAGCGCUCGGCGUGCCCAAGGCCAAGGCCCUGCCGGGCGCUGUGGUGGCCCCCUCCCUGCUCCUGGCUGGGCCACCGCCGGGCGCCGCGCCCUCGCUGCUGCUGGCGCCGCUCGGGGGCUCGGCGGGCCUGGCCGGGGAGCCGCCCGGCUCCUGUGAGUACAAGACGCUGUUGGUGAGCGGGCUGAGCGCGGCCCUGCCCGACCAGCUGCUGGAGGACGGCCUGUUCCGCCUCUUCCAGCGCUUCGCGGGGGGGGGCGCCGGGGACAUCAGUGUCAAACUCUCCCACACGCCCGAGCUCGGCCGCGUCGCCUACGUCAACUUCCGACACCCUGGGGACGCCCGCGACGCCCGCCGGCAUGCUCGAGCUCGACAGCUGCUCCUCUACGAUCGGCCCCUCAAGGUGGAGCCGGUGUAUCUGCGCGGAGGCCGGAGGAGCCGUACGCCGCCCCCGGCGCCCUCUCCGGAGCCCCUGGGCUACCUGCCGCCCAUCCACAGCACCUACCAAUACAAGCAGAGAUCGCUUUCUCCUGUCACCAGCCCCUUGCUGCGGGAGCCACGACCCAGGCAUGCUCAUGCUGCAGCCGCCGCCUUCGCUUUGGAAGCUGCCGCCAUAGGGCUCUCCCGGGAGCGGGAGAGGGCCCUGGAUUACUACGGGCUGUAUGAUGAGCGUGGCCGCCCUUACAGUUACCCCAUCGUGGCUGAGGAAGACCUGAUGCCCGAGGAUGAUCAGAGAGCGACCCGCAACCUCUUCAUUGGCAACCUGGACCACAACGUCUCGGAGGUGGAGCUGAGACGUGCCUUUGAGAAGUAUGGCAUCAUUGAAGAAGUGGUGAUCAAACGCCCUGCCCGUGGCCAAGGUGGUGCUUACGCCUUCCUCAAGUUCCAAAACUUGGACAUGGCACAUCGGGCCAAGGUCGCUAUGUCAGGCCGUGUUGUCGGCAGGAACCCUAUCAAAAUUGGCUACGGGAAGGCCAACCCGACUACCAGGCUGUGGGUGGGAGGUCUUGGUCCAAGUACUUCUUUGGCCGCCUUGGCAAGGGAGUUCGACCGCUUCGGCAGCAUCAGGACUAUUGACUAUGUGAAAGGAGACAGCUUCGCUUAUAUCCAGUAUGAAAGCUUGGAUGCUGCCCAGGCUGCCUGCGCGCAGAUGAGGGGCUUUCCUCUGGGUGGACCAGAGAGGAGACUUCGAGUGGAUUUUGCCAAAGCAGAAGAGACAAGAUACCCACAGCAGUACCAGCCUGCACCGCUCCCCAUGCACUAUGAACUGCUAGCUGAUGGGUACAGCAGACACAGAAGCCUCGAGCAAGACUUGAGAGUGCGAGACAGGACUCCUCCACACCUCCUUUACUCAGACAGGGACAGGAGCUUUGCAGAGGCAGAGUGGGCCAGCCCUGCCAAGAAUGCCGAGCGCCGAAACAACUUGGAAAGCUACAGCCGAUCGGUGCGUAGCCGGAGCGGAGAGCGCUGGGGCAGCGACAGCGAUCGCAGUGUGCCCAAACCAUGGGAAGAGAGGCGGAAACGCCGGAGCCUUUCUAGUGACCGCGGGAGGACUACUCACUCGCCUUACGAGGACAGAAGCAGGACAAAGGCCAGUGGGCCAGCUUUAGACCGCAGCCCAGACAGGGCUCGCAAGGAGAAUCACACUACAGAAUCUGGAGCUGAGAAAGAGCAGAGUAACUCCCUUCAGAACAAUCGUCAUGCAACUGAGGAGAAACCACAUCGUGAGGCAUCUGAUGCUCCCCAGCCUAAAAAAAGGGACAGCGAACGCAAUCAUCGAACUGGUGAAUCGGAAUCAAAAACUCACGAGGAGCCAAAAUCUGAGACCAAAAAGCUAAAGAAUUUAUCAGAAUAUGCUCAGACACUGCAGCUUGCUUGGAAUGGGCUUCUUGUGCUUAAAAACAGCUGCUUCCCCACCUCUAUGCACAUCCUGGAGGGAGACCUGGGUGUCAUCAACGGGCUCCUUAAAGACCAUUCAUCUGGCGGGAAGUUAACGCAGCUCAAAAUCGCUCAGAGACUUCGGCUCGACCAGCCUAAGCUGGAUGAAGUGACUCGCCGAAUCAAACAAGGCAGCCCCAACGGCUACGCUGUGCUCCUGGCAACCCAGUCCACCCCGGCAGGGGCUGAGGGGACCUUCCCUGUUGUAGAGCCUGGCCUGCAGCGACGGCUUCUCAGGAAUCUGGUCUCCUACUUGAAACAGAAGCAGGCUGCUGGGGUUAUCAGCCUGCCCGUGGGAGGGGCGAAGGGCAGAGACAGCACAGGCAUGCUUUACGCUUUCCCUCCUUGUGAAUUCUCUCAGCAGUACCUCCAGUCAGCACUAAGGACAUUGGGGAAGUUAGAAGAAGAACAUAUGGUGAUAGUUAUAGUCAAAGACACUGCCUAGCCCACACUGUCUUUUCAAAUUCCAUGUUUUCUUUGUGUGUCACACAACCCGGUUGUUUUUAAGGCUGAUCAUUUUGGUGGAGGCUCAAAACACCUCAAUCAAAGUGGUAAGAUUGUUAGUUUCUAAUUAAUUUUAAUACCAUUUAAAUAGAGCCCAUUUUAUUCGUUUUUAAUA